UCCAAGAGGACGUAAUGUCUGUUUUGGUCAAGUAGUUUAUAAAAUAAAUUUCCCGCAAAAAAUGCGACUUAUAUUCCAGUGCGACUUAUGUAUGUUUUUUUUCUGCCUAACUAUGCAUUUUUGGCCUUGUGCGAUUUAUACUCCGGAGCGACUUAUAGUCCAGAAAAUAUGGUAGUUUUUCCAGAAUCUGCACCUAUUCAGCUGUAUUUCUUUGGAUUUCGUGGUUCCUGCGAAAACAGUCUGUUUUAAUGUAUUCCACCCACGCAUUAGUCACAUUCGCAAGUGCGGUUUGUGCCGCUAGCUGCGAACGGUAUAGCAGUUGAUAAUAAACUGUGAUGUAUCUUUUUAAAAUGUCGGCUUUUAAUAUGUGUUGGAUUCUAAAUCUGGUGCGGAAGUAGAGACUGGACAGUCUGAAGUUUCUCAAGAAAAGAGGUAACUUCAAGACGCCUCUCAAUGGUAAGUAGCUUUAGCAUUUUAGCGUUAGGCUUUCUACAGCAUCGGUAAGUGGUGGACAAUGUACACAUCCCAUAUGUCAUUCAACCGAGGCACUUUUUUUUCAUUGACCCAAAAGGUUCAUUCUUGAAAUGAAAUGUAUUAACAGAAAGUCACAUUUGCUUGUAGAAGUUGUGAUGGUGAUUGUGUGAAAUCCAUAUUGCCAUAUACGGGAAUCCCUCGUUUGUUGCAGCUUACCGGACCGUGAUCAUUGAAUUUCCGCAAAGUAUAAUACCUUUUUAUAAAUUUAAUAUUUUUAUAUUUAGAGCAAGGGCUGCACGGCAGACAAGUGGUUAGCGCGCGCAGACCACACAGCUUGGAGACCAAGUUCAAUCCCACCCUCGGCCAUCUCUGUGUGGAGUUUGCAUGUUCUCUUUGUGCAUGCGUGGGUUUUCUCCGGGUACUCCGGUUUCCUCCCACAUUCCAAAAACAUGCUAGGUUAAUUGGUGACUCCAAAUUGUCCAUAGGUAUGAAUGUGAGUGUGAAUGGUUGUUUGUCUAUAUGUGCCCUGUGAUUGGCUGGAGACCAGUCCAGAGUGUACCCUGCCUCUCAAAGACAGCUGGGAUAGGCUCCAGCACCCCUCGCGACCCUCGUGAGGAUAAGCGGUUGAAAAUGAAUGAAUGUAUUUAGAGCACAGAAAACUUUUUUGGUAUCCUAAAUACAGUGUUUAACACUAUUAGAGCCCUCUAGACCGGAAAUAACACCCCUAUAGUCACCUUUGCACUCUACUAUUGUAGACAUUGAGAUAAAAUAACCCAUUUAAGACCAAAAUUUGCUUAUACGUGUUUAAGGCCGGAAUAGGAGGUUGUGUUAUGGAUUAUUGUACCUGUUAAUAUUUCAAACCCACAAUAAAAGCCUGUUGUUUUGGCAAUCAGGCGUGGUGCUUGAGUGUCUCACCGAACAUUACAGGAAAAUUACUGACACCUAGUGACCAGUGUAGAAUACUACGUAUCAUCACGAUGUCUUUGAAUGCAUCACCUGAUUGCCUUAGAUUUGUAUUUAAUUUCACGGAACCAUUUGUAUGCUUGUGUGUGACUAAUAAUAGGCUGUAUUCAACGACAAAACAACAUGUACACAGGAUGUACUGUACAUACACACAAUUGACAAUGUUGGCAAAACAUUUGCACGCAAUUGGAAAAAGAAGUCAAAACAAAUCAUUGGUAACAUGAAAGACACACAACUGCUGCACAACCUUCUUGGUUAUGUGAGCUUCUGGAGGUCAUGGAUCCAUCUUUCAUAUGAUCUCUGGCGUUCCCAUGCUUUAAAGACCCAGUUUUUUUUAUCUCGAAACAAACAUGUGUUCAUGUGUUUUCAUUUGGGGGGAAAAAAGCCUUGUUUAUGAAUCCGCUAUCCAGCAUGUGGCAACAGCUUCUUUUUCUUGGCAAGAUGUUCACGAGGCUCCUCUGCAGCAGCCACGAAGAUAUAUUAUGUAACCAUGUAGGCUCCUUAAACAUCUCAGAGCUCCAGAUGUUAAACAUCUUUGUGGCCGCUCCCACACAGGAGCCACUUGGAAGCGUUUUCAAAGUGCUCCUCAAGCAUCCUGUUUUAAUGUGCGCACCGAAAAUGCUGCAUUGGGUUUGAUGCUUUAGCUUUGUUCAUCAGUCCAACACACGUAUUGGAUGGAGUGUAAGGGCAGUUCCUUUAAAGACUCAACAAACUGAUGAAGCAGCUUCUACCAGGCGGUGUGUCUGUGGAGGCAAACCAUGUGAUGUAGGAGAACAUGAAACAUCAGGCUGACUAUUUUUAGGAGCUUCUUCUACACCUCCAUCUCCCGCCCCUCUCUGUCUCUCUCUCUCUCUCUCUCUCUCUCGCCCCUCUUCUUCCUCGGCUCUCGGCAUCCCUCAGCACUCAGCAGCUUUCAGCCCGCGACGAGGAUCACCCUCACCACCGCCACAGUCGGCAGAGCCGAGCGUCAGGACCGCAUUUUCCCAGCAAUGCUUUGGUAUCGCGGCGGUUUUAGUUGAGCGACGCCAUCGUCUGGUCAACUUUACCCGUGUUGCUCGCUGAAGUUGAAGCCGCAGAGCGAGGCAUGAAGACACGCUCGCUGCCGUCCUCAUGAAUAUUGAUGGUUCAAGCGCAGCUUCUUUGUGUACCGCAUCUUCUUUCUGCCUCCUCAACUGCCCAGCAUGCUUUGCGGUUGCUCAAAAAAAAAGAUGUCCGCUUUUGAUUUGAGGAUUGAGGAUAGCUUGCUCACUUUUAACUUCAUAAACUUCUCAAGGUUGGAUUGAAACAGACGAGAAAGGAUUAUGUCUGUUGAGUGGAGUGAGAAAGAAACAGCGUCCAGGAUGAAGUGCACCAAGUGAGGAUCCUUCAGGUGUUCUCCAACCUUCUUCCUCGGAGCAUCAUCUCGUGGGACGCUCUGCGGACAUGCCGCCUUCACUGGACUGAAACCUCCGUCCGCCUUGCAGGGAGAUGGCGGCGGCCAUCGCCAGCUCCCUGAUCCGACAGAAGCGGCAGGCCCGCGAAUCCAACAGCGAAAAGGUCGCCACCAGCAAGAGGCGCUCCAGUCCCAGCAAGGACCCGAGGUCUUUGUGCGAGCGACACAUCUUCAGCGUCUUCAGCAAAGUCCGCUUCUGCAGCGGAAAGAAAAAACCUGUCAGACGGAAACCAGAGCCGCAGCUGAAGGGCAUCGUGACGCGUCUCUUCAGCGAGCAGGGCUUCUUCCUGCAGAUGCAACCUGAUGGAACCAUCAGCGGAAACAAGGACGAGAACAGCGACAACACCCUCUUCAACCUGAUCCCAGUGGGCCUGCGGGUGGUGGCCAUGCAGGGCGUGAAGGCUGGACUCUACGUGGCCAUGAAUGCUGAGGGCUUCCUCUACACGUCUGACAUCUUCACGGCCGAGUGUAAGUUCAAGGAGUCGGUGUUCGAGAACUACUACGUCAUCUACUCGUCCACGCUGUACCGGCAGCAUGAGUCGGGCCGAGCCUGGUUCCUGGGCCUCAACAAGGACGGCGUCAUCAUGAAGGGAAACCGCGUGAAGAAAACCAAACCCUGCUCGCACUUUGUCCCCAGACCCAUUGAAGUGUGCAUGUACAAGGAGCCGUCGCUGCACGAGCUGGAAGAGAAGUUGCUCAAGACGUCGCGCAGUCCCACCAUGAACAGCGAGGAGCGAGCGAGGAGCCCAAAUCAGGCGCAGGAGCAGCAGCAGCAGGAGGACGAGGAGGAGGACUGCACAGAGCAGGAGGGCUCAUAGCCUGCAGCGCCCCCUGCAGGAGGAACUCCCAUGUAACACUCCCACUGUUCAGCACCACGCCGACGACAACAAAACGCCAUGACGACGGAAACUCCAAUGAAAACAAAGAAAGAAAGAAAAAGAAGCAAAAAAAAUCCGAAGGGGGGAGGGGCUUAUUUAAAAGUACGAAAGAGGACUUUGAUGAUGACGAUCUACAUUUUAUGCAAAAAGCCCUGCUGCGUCGGCGCCAGGGGGCUAGCACAUCUACUCUUCAUCACCACAUCGUCAUCAUCACCGUCACCCGUGACGACAAAACGAGGGAGCGAGCGCUGAGAACUGCCAAGCUUUAAGCCAUGUAGGAACAUCACGUCCUUUUAGAACCUACGCACUUUCUUUCAACUCACCACGCUGCCGCUGCUGCUUCUUCUUCCAAUCUUCUGUGUGCUUCCAUCCCGGCCAGACGUGCCACCUCACAUCUGUUUCUCCCAUUUGUUAGUAGUCGUUAGUGACAUGUCAAAGAAGUCAAAGUCUUGUCAUGCUGUCACCGCAGGGAGUUUGAUCACGUGGCAUCUCUGCGGGAUGACCGUAAAAUUCCAUGGAAAAUGCCGAAACUGAAAGUU
This is a messenger RNA of Doryrhamphus excisus (bluestripe pipefish), 4286 nucleotides long. Its product is annotated as fibroblast growth factor 12-like. Gene Ontology annotation, molecular function: growth factor activity. Lineage: Eukaryota; Metazoa; Chordata; Actinopteri; Syngnathiformes; Syngnathidae. The record is from RefSeq and is a predicted model, not a curated record.